AUGACGGGGCUGAUUCCAGAUGGCUUUUCUGAAAUUUUAUUAAAGACUGCUCUACAUGGGGCCUGUGUCAACAGCCAUGUGGAAGUAAUAACACUUCUGGCAGACAGAAAGUGCCGGCUUGACGUCCGUGACAGUGAAAACAGGACACCUCUGAUGAAGGCUCUACAAUGCUGGAGGGAGGCUUGUGCAAAUAUUCUGGUAGAUUCUGGUCCCAGUCCAAAUAUUGUAGAUGUGUAUGGCAACAUGGCUCUCCAUUACACUGUUUAUAGUGAGAAUUUGUCAAUGGUGGCAAAACUGCUGUCCCGUGGUGCAGACAUCGAAGUGAAAAACAAGGCUUGCCUCACACCACUUUUACUGGUCAUAACAAAAAGAAGCAAGGAAAUUGUGGAAUUUUUAGUGACAAAAAAUGCCAAUGCAAAUGCAGUUGAUAAGUUUAAAUGCAUUCAUCAACACCUUUUGGAAUAUGAACAAAAGAUAUCUAAAAAUCUUCAAAAUAGCAAUCCAGAAGGAACAUCUGAAGGAACGCCUGACGAGUCUGAACCCUUGGCGGAAAGAAGCCUGAGUAGGCUGAACACUUGGUGGAGGGAGCGCCUGAUGAGGCUGCACGCUUGGCGAAAGGAACACCCAACGAGGCUACACCCUUUGUAGAGGGAACAUCUGAGAUUAUCGCAUAUCCUAGAAAAGAAACAUCUACAAAAGCAAAUACAAAUGGUAAGAUGCGUGAGUGAAUUUUGUAGGGUUUAUUGGCACUUUGCGUUUCCAAGCGGAAAUAGUGUGAUAUGGGAGUAGUUGGGAAUGACUUGAAUAUGUAGAUAAGGCAAGCUUAGGCAACACUUUUUAAUAGUGUAGGAACGAGUAGAUCUUAUUCUGUAGGCCCCGGAAAAAUUCUUACAA
Molecule: messenger RNA, 894 nt
Organism: Gorilla gorilla gorilla (western lowland gorilla)
Lineage: Eukaryota; Metazoa; Chordata; Mammalia; Primates; Hominidae
Product: putative ankyrin repeat domain-containing protein 30B-like
Exons: 6
Coding region: 1-648 (215 amino acids)
Molecular function (GO): protein binding
Source: RefSeq, a predicted model, not a curated record